Messenger RNA from Grammomys surdaster, 2339 nucleotides. RefSeq names its product zinc finger protein 175-like. Lineage: Eukaryota; Metazoa; Chordata; Mammalia; Rodentia; Muridae. Gene Ontology annotation, biological process: regulation of transcription by RNA polymerase II. Gene Ontology annotation, molecular function: RNA polymerase II cis-regulatory region sequence-specific DNA binding; DNA-binding transcription factor activity. The record is from RefSeq and is a predicted model, not a curated record.
GUUACCAGGACGCCGUGGGAGUUUGGAUUCUGAACUCUGGAAAAUCCUGAGCGUCUACCCGGCGUGGCGUGUGCAGAGCUCUUCAGAAGUUCAGUGAGAGAUUCCUGGGUCAGUCCGAGACAUUCGUGCUGCUGAUUUUCUAGCACAAGGAAGCUGAGUUAUGCCUGUCAGCUCUACUCAAAGGCUCCACAUGCUCACCUGAAUCCUGAUGAAAUGGCAGCCGACGUGAAGUUCUGCCAGAAGCCCCAGAGACUGGCAACAGAGGAGCAGCUUGGGUCAUGUGAGAGGUGGAUGUCCUUCGAGGAUGUGGCUGUGGACUUCAGCCAGGAGGAGUGGCGGCGCCUGGACUCUGCCCAGAGACGCCUGUACCAGGACGUGAUGCUGGAGAUCUACAGCCACCUCUUGGCAGUGGGGUAUCCCAGGCCAGAGGUCAUCCUCAAGAUGAAGAAUGUAAAGGACACACAGAUGGGGAAGGUUGACUUCCCACAUCAGAGGUGUGCUCAAGGGGAGUCAGAGCCUGACUCAUCCCAGCAAAUGUGUGUGAAAGCUGUGUUUCCAAACGAUGUCUCAGGAGUAAUCACCAGAGGUAGUUCAUACUGUUCCAUUAUGGACAAACUGUGGCAGGAUGGUGACCCUAAAAAGACAGAUCAGAAAAACCAGAUCCCACCCUUGAGUCCUGAUGUUUUCUUGAGCCAGAAAACACUAAUCAUAGACAAUUGUGAUGGAUGGGAAGCAACUGGGGGAUCUACUUCUUUAGGACCCCACCAUUCUACACAAAAGAGAUCUCCGAGGAGCUGCCCAUGUGAAAAGAUGUUGCAGCCUAACCUUCAAGCAGACGGUGAGCAUCAAAGCAGCACCACAAAGCAGCCUGAUGGCAUUGUUGACUCUUGUUGGUUCUUCACACAAGGCCUUUCCAGUGCUGUGUGUACAAUUCACAGCACAGGAGGGAAAGCACGCAGGGCACGCAGGGGUGACCAGUGUGCAAAUGUUUUCAGCCCUAAGCAACCAUUUAUGCAGCAUGGAAUUCUUUCUCAGGGCAAACCAGUUGGAUAUACCAAAUGUGAGAAGGUCUUUACUGCCAGGUCAGCUUUGUGUCAGCAGCAAACAACUAACACCAUAGAGACACAUUUUAUUUGCCACAUAUGUAGGAAAUCCUUUCUUAAGAAAUCUGAGUUGAGUUUUCAUCCAGGAACAAGCAGAGGAGAGACACGUUAUGAAUGUCCUGACUGUCUGAAAUCACUUACCAGUACAUCCGGCCUGCAAGCACAUGAUGAAACUCACACAAAGGAGAAACCUUACAGAUGCCAUGACUGUGGGAAGUCAUUCAGUUAUGCAUCCCACCUAAAGGUCCAUCUUCGAAUACACACAGGUGAGAGGCCUUAUGUGUGUUCUGACUGUGGGAAGGCCUUUAGCCAAAAGUCAGUCCUCACCACGCAUCAGAGAAUUCACACUGGGGAGAAGCCUUACACAUGUAGCCACUGUGGAAAAUUGUUUGUUUAUGCAUCAGAUCUGAAGAAGCAUAAUAGAUUUCACACAGGGGAGAAGCCCUAUGAGUGCAGAGAUUGUGGCAAGUUUUUCAGUAAUAAAUCUCACCUGCCUGUGCAUCAUUGAAUUCACACUGGUGAGAAACCUUACAAAUGCUGUGACUGUGGGAAGUCAUUCAGGAGAAAGUCCCACCUUAAAGUGCAUAACCGAAUACACACCGGUGAGAAGCCUUAUGUAUGCCCUGAUUGUGGGAAGGCCUUCAGCCACAGUUCUGUACUCAGCACACAUCAAAGAAUUCACACUGGGGAGAGGCCUUACAUAUGCAGCGACUGUGGGAAGGCCAUGUCUUCUAAAGCCCAACUGAGUGAGCACCAAAGAAUUCACACAGGUGAGAAACCCUAUGUGUGCAUUGAAUGUGGGAAAGCUUUUGGUGGAAGAUCUUCAUUACAAGCACAUCGUAGAACUCAUAGUGAAAAACCAUUUGCCUGUCACAAAUGUGGGAAGGGCUUCCUGCACAAGUCACAGUUGUACUCUCACCAACAAACUCACACUGCUGAGCAUCCUUAGGAGCACUGUGCGUGUGUGGGCAAUUGUUCCAUCACACAUAUCAGCUGAAGGAACAUCAUCAAAUUGAAACAGAAGAAAGUGUCCUUGACGGGGAAAUUUUUCAACAGCUGAAGGCUCUCAUCUUUUAUUCUGUGCAGAGAAACCUGAGGUGGGUUUUGAAUGCAGAAAGUCCUUCAAACAUAAGUCAGAUUUCAGUAGACCUGACCCUAUAGAUACUGAUCAUGUGAAAGGCUUUACCACAAAGUCAAUUCCUUAGCCAUGUUGUAAAAUAAAGAGACCUAAUUAUA